Acanthochromis polyacanthus (spiny chromis) is the source of this 1822-nucleotide messenger RNA. RefSeq names its product transcriptional adaptor 3 (NGG1 homolog, yeast)-like (gene tada3l). Gene Ontology annotation, cellular component: SAGA complex. The transcript has 9 exons. Lineage: Eukaryota; Metazoa; Chordata; Actinopteri; Pomacentridae. The coding region runs from base 161 to 1456 and encodes 431 amino acids. Gene Ontology annotation, molecular function: transcription coactivator activity. Gene Ontology annotation, biological process: regulation of transcription by RNA polymerase II. The record is from RefSeq and is a predicted model, not a curated record.
AUUUUAAUUUAGGUCUUAAAUGUAUUACUUUGUUUAAAAUAAACCAUAAUUUAAUUAGAAAUAGUUUUAGACACUCCUGUUAUCACAAUGGUUGUUUCCAACAUGGACGCCAUUCACUGAAGUUUAAUCAGACACUGCCAGGUUCCUGCUGCACAGCAUCAUGAGUGAGCUGAAGGACUGCCCCCCACUGAAAUAUUACGACUUCAAACCUGUAGAGCAUGUCAAGGUAUGUCCCCGUUACACUGCUGUCCUGGGACGUUCAGAGGACGAUGGGAUCGGCAUAGAAGAGCUGGAUACCCUGCAGCUGGAGCUGGAGACCCUCCUGUCCUCAGCCAGCCGCCGCCUCCGAGCCCUGGAGGAGCAGCGACAGAUCCUCACAGACUGGCAGGACAAGAAGGGAGAUAAACGCUUCCUGAAAAUGGGAAAAGAACCAGACCCCGCUGCCACACCUCGCCACAAACCAAAGAAGCAGAAAUUGGAUGGCAAAGGAGGUCACGGGCCAGGACCAGGUCCUGGGAGACCCAAAUCCAAAAACCUGCAGCCAAAAGUUCAAGAAUAUGAAUUUACAGAUGAUCCCCAAGACAUUCCACGCACUCCUAAAAAUGAUGCUCCCAACAGAUUCUGGGCGUCAGUUGAACCAUAUUGUGCUGAUAUCACAAAUGAGGAGAUCCGGUUGCUAGAGGAGCUUCUGAAACCUUCUGACGAUGAAGCUGAGCAUUUCAAAAUUCCAGCACUGGGGAAGCACUACUCUCAGCGAUGGGCUCAGGAGGAUCUGCUGGAGGAACAGAGGGAAGGAGCGCGAGCCAACGACAAGAAGAAGAACCUCAUGGGAGGGCCGCUGUCUGAACUGGAUGCAAAAGAUGUGGACUCGCUGCUGAAAAAGUCAGAAUCCCAGCAUGACUCUCCAGAAGACGGCUGUCCCUUUGGUCCCCUCACGCAGCGUCUACUGCAGGCCCUUGUAGAGGAGAACAUUAUAUCCCCCAUGGAGGAUUCUCCUAUUCCAGACAUUUCAGGAAAGGAUGCUAAUGACGGUGCUGGGACUUCUCCUCGCAGUCAAGGAAAAGCUUUUAGUGUUCCUCAUACACGUUCCUUGGAAGCGCGAAUCAAAGAGGAGCUGGUAGCUCAGGGGCUGCUGGAUUCUGAGGAGCGACCUGGACAAGGAGGAGACUCUGAGGACGAGGUUCUUGCAGAGCUGCAGAAGAGACAAGCAGAACUCAAAGCCUUGAGUGCUCACAACAGAUCCAGAAAGCAGGAGCUGCUCCGGUUGGCAAAAGAAGAGAUGCGCAAGCAGGAAUUAAGGCAGAGAGUCAGAGUGUCUGAUAACGAGGUGAUGGAAGGAUUCCGGCGAAUCAUGGCAGCCAGACAGAAGAAACGCACUCCAACUAAGAAGGAGAAAGACCAGGCUUGGAAAGCACUAAAGGAGAGGGAGAGCAUCCUCAAGUUACUGGAUGGAUAGAGGAAGCAACAGUUUGUGUGGGUUUGUUUUCACCCAGAAAAAAAUGUUGGAAGAAGCAUUUUCUCCCCCACAAACUGGCACCGAUUAGAACAGCUGUCGCAUGGUCCGUGAAAAACUGUCUCCAUAAUGAUGUAAGAUGCAGUUUACUGCAGGCCUGCAUGAUUUGUGUAGGGAUAUAUCUGUAGUAGUUUUUAUGCCAUCAGCAGAAAACUCAUUAGAUCAGUAACAUUCAGUAUACAUCCGACUUUUUACACCUUUUUUGAAUUUUCUUUCUUUGUCAGUUGAAUGUUUAUGUUUCUUUUUACUUUGUUUACCAUUGUAAUGCUAUGAGAAAAAUAACUGUUGGAAUAAAUCAAUACCACUUCA